AUGGCUAAUGAAUCCGGAAUGCGUGUGGAUAUGAUUGUCAUUCAUGAGGAAGGUGCGUUGCCGUCUCCCCAAGAGUUAUUAUGUUCCUACCCAUAUAAUUUACUAAGCGAUCUCUAUGAGACUCGUGAGGCUCUUCUUUUUCUGAAUCUUGAUGAAAUUUUUUCAGGCGAGAUGGAUUCACUUCCUUUGUGGGCCUAUGAAGAGGUUCCUCCCUUUCAGGUUUCAGAAUCUUGA
Messenger RNA from Phytomonas sp. Hart1, 234 nucleotides. Lineage: Eukaryota; Euglenozoa; Kinetoplastea; Trypanosomatida; Trypanosomatidae. The record is from the annotation of a GenBank genome assembly.